Messenger RNA from Dama dama (fallow deer), 795 nucleotides. It is a transcript of the gene MYOZ2, whose product is annotated as myozenin 2. Gene Ontology annotation, molecular function: FATZ binding; actin binding; telethonin binding. The record is from RefSeq and is a predicted model, not a curated record. Bases 1 to 795 code for a protein of 264 amino acids. The transcript is spliced from 5 exons. Gene Ontology annotation, cellular component: Z disc; actin cytoskeleton. NCBI's taxonomy places the organism in Eukaryota, Metazoa, Chordata, Mammalia, Artiodactyla, Cervidae.
AUGCUAUCACAUAAUACCAUGGUGAAGCAGAGGAAACAGCAAGCAUCAGCCAUCAUGAAGGAAAUCCAUGGAAAUGAUGUAGAUGUCAUGCACCUGGGCAAAAAAGUCAGCAUCCCCAGAGACAUCAUGUUGGAAGAAUUAUCCCAUCUCAGUAACCGUGGUGCCAGACUAUUUAAGAUGCGACAAAGAAGAUCUGACAAAUAUACAUUUGAAAAUUUCCAGUAUGAAUCUAAAGCACAAAUAAAUCACAAUAUUGCCAUGCAGAAUGAGAAACUGGACGGAAGCAACUUGGAAAGUGGUUCACAGCAAGCACCAUUUACUCCUCCUAACACUCCGGAUCCACGAAGUCCCCCAAAUCCAGAAAACAUUGCACCAGGAUAUUCUGGACCACUGAAGGAAAUUCCUCCUGAAAGAUUCAACACCACAGCUGUCCCUAAGUAUUACCAGUCGCCCUGGGAACAGGCCAUUAGCAAUGAUCCGGAGCUUUUAGAGGCUUUAUACCCUAAAUUUUUCAAGCCUGAAGGAAAGGCAGAAUUGCCUGACUACAGGAGUUUUAACAGAGUUGCCACCCCAUUUGGAGGUUUUGAAAAAGCAUCAAAAAUGGUUAAAUUCAAGGUUCCAGAUUUUGACCUACUACUUCUAACAGAUCCCAGGUUCAUGGCCUUUGCCAAUCCUCUUUCUGGCAGACGGUCCUUUAAUAGGACUCCGAAGGGAUGGAUAUCUGAGAAUAUUCCUAUAGUUAUAACAACUGAACCUACAGAGGAUACCACCAUACCAGAAUCAGAAGACCUAUAA